UUGUUCAAAAAAAAAAUAAAGGAUGAGUGAAAAAUCUUUAAAAAAAAUAGUAAUAUAAGUAAAUAAAAGUUUAAUUAAUAUUAAUUAAAGUGUAAUUAGUAUCAAUAAGAUAUAAUUAAUAUAAUAAAUAUAAAGUUUAUAAUUAUCAGCAGUAAAAUUUAUGUUAUAACUAUUUUUGGUAAAAUUUAAGUUUUGAGGUUACAAUGAUGUGUUUACAGUCACUUAUUUAUAUAUUUAUUAUAUGUGCAGUAAUUUCACCAGUACCCGGAGAACUAGAAGUAUCCGACCCAAGUACUGGAGAUUCAAAUAAAACAGAAUCAGAAUUAGUUUCUAAUUACAAUGAAUCUGAUGUUGCUGUUGAUAAUAAUUUAUUGAUAAAUAUCAAUGAGUCAUCAGAAAUAAUAGAUGACAUUAAUGGAACCGUCUAUGGUGAAUUAAUUAAGGAAGAGAGUGAAAAUGAAACGAAAAUAAGUAAUGCGACAAUUAUCGAACCAAAUCGAUCUGAUCCAGUUUAUAAAAAUUACAAUAAUUGUAUUACUGAUAAAAUAUAUGGAACCGUUGAGAUUGUCAAUGCGACCCGAUUAAUGGAAUUAUUAAUAAUCGAUCCGUCGCCACUAAAUCGCACCGACAACUCAACAGCCAAAAAAGACAAAUCAAAUCCACGGACAUGUUUGCUCGUACUUUUUUAUUCGCGCUGGUGUGUAUUUAGUAGUCAAGCAGCUCCACAUUUCAAUGCACUGCCAAGAUUUUAUCCUCAUAUUAAAGCUGUUGCUAUCGACGCAUCAAAAUACCAGAACUUCAACAUGCAAUUCGGAAUCGUCGGAGUACCGACACUGAUGUUUGUCUACAAUGGGAAGCCACUGGUUAAAUUCAACGAGACAUCUUACACUUUGGAGUCAUUCGCGCGAUUUGUAACCGAGUACACGGGACUUAAACCCAACGGGUCGCUUUACGUGACGUCCGCGGACUUUGGAGGACCGAUACCGAGCACGCCGUCUAACGAAACGGACUAUUGUCUAGUGCUAUCAUGGGUUUUUAUUGCCAUGUGUGGAAUUUACUUCACACUUCAGUCUCGCUGGUGGAAGCAAUUUGUCGAGCUGGUUCAAAACACAUGGCGGGAAAGUAACGCUCAGCAUGAGCAUACUGACUAAUUGUGAUAUUUUAUUUUAUUGUCUGUAAAUUAAAUAAUUAACGAUUAAGUGUAAAAUUUGUUGAUAAAAUUAAAUAAUUUUAAAUUAGUUUUUAUA
Molecule: messenger RNA, 1247 nt
Organism: Microplitis demolitor
Lineage: Eukaryota; Metazoa; Arthropoda; Insecta; Hymenoptera; Braconidae
Gene: bug
Product: thioredoxin domain-containing protein 15
Exons: 4
Coding region: 204-1151 (315 amino acids)
Biological process (GO): cilium assembly
Cellular component (GO): cilium
Source: RefSeq, a predicted model, not a curated record